CAACGCUCGAUGUCUCAUUCCACCACGAUCAAGACUGCCGGGAGGGGGUUUCUGUUGAACAGCACACAGCAACCAUUUCAUUUGGAAACUUGAACGGAAUUUAUAUUUAUACCAAACAUCGUCUUUUUAUUUAUUUAAAGAAAACGUUAUCGUCUAACUAACUUUAUAGGUAACCACUGUCUCAAGAUCGUAAUUUGUACAGAAAAGUAAAGCUAAGUUAUAGCCGGCCGUGCUAACAAAGAAAAUCCUUUCUCUUCAGAAAUAAUCCCCACUACUCUCUUUAGUUAUGAGUCAUGUGGUCGUUGAUAAUCCACACGGUCUAGAUCAGCAGCUUGCUGCCCUAGACUUGAACUCUGCUGACGGACAAGGCGGAGGAACUGGCAGGCGUUACAUUCCACCUCACUUGAGAAACAAAGAUGCUUCUAAAAACGGAAAUGCUUAUUCCGCUGGUAGACAGUGCGGUUAUUCAGUGGCACCAAUAAAUCUCUGUUACCCAAGACUGACUUCUCAAGAGCUUGCCUUUUACCAUGCCUACAGUGGGGGUUGGCGAAACAGAUGUGGUAUACCUAGACCUCCACCUGCAUGCCAUGUCAUCUACUUGUCAGCAGAGUUUCAUAGUGUAUAUAGCUGAACACCAGGCACAAUCAACAUGCCUUUGCUUUGUCGUGGUCACUUGGGGAAAAAGCUGCAGAAAUCUGGCCUAACACAGCAUUCGUCAAAGCUUGCAAAUGAAGUUGCUUAUGAUGCAUGGUGCCUUAAAGACUCUGCACUGCAUCACUAGUGUGACUGUCUUACUAAUAAGAUGUCAGGUGUGAAAGAAUUGUUCAAGACGUAUACUUCUUUGCAUUGUCUUACUAAUCAUGCCCUUUGAACGUGUUUCAGUUGCAGACAUGAAAUCAAAGCAGGGAUUUUAUUUUGCCAGGAAACUGAGCCUAAUACUUCUACAUUGACAUAAUUAAAUCCCACUCAUUAAUAAGAAGUCUGUUCUUUCUUUGAGCUGUCUGUGUCCACCUGAGACAUACUAUUGAAAAGUCCCAAGUGGGAUUGUUGAACAAUGUGCUGAGAACCUGAAUGCAUGCAGGCAUUUGAUUGCUCUAGGUGAUUUCAUUGAUUAGUU
Morone saxatilis (striped sea-bass) is the source of this 1117-nucleotide messenger RNA. Its product is annotated as ATP-dependent RNA helicase DDX3Y-like. The coding region runs from base 287 to 631 and encodes 114 amino acids. Lineage: Eukaryota; Metazoa; Chordata; Actinopteri; Moronidae. The transcript has 5 exons. The record is from RefSeq and is a predicted model, not a curated record.